AUGCAGGCGCAAGCAAUCAUGUCAAUGGCUCAAACAAGCACAGGCAUGGCUAUGCCGAGCAUGACUAUGACACCGACUGCCAGUGACAUGAUGCCUAUGACAACCUCAUCAGGCGGCAUGGGCGGCAUGGAUGAUGCAAUGGACAUGAUGGGUGGAUGCAAGAUCAGUAUGUUAUGGAACUGGAACGUAAUCGACACAUGCUUCAUCGCAGAGUCCUGGCACGUUCGCUCCAAAGCCAUGUUUGCCGGUUCCUGUAUCGGUGUCGUCCUCCUUGUCAUCCUUCUCGAGUUUCUGCGCCGCGCAGCCAAAGAGUACGAUCGCUACAUCGUCUCACAGUAUUCUAAGAAGUUCGCUCCCUCAACAAUCGGCUCCUCUGCCUCUUCUUCAUCAAGCAAUGACGGCACGACUAAGACUCCCGCCGCUACAACUACAUCCGCUGCUCGAGCACCUACACCCACCACAACAAGCAAAUUCCGACCGAGCGUUAUGCAGCAGGCGAUUAGAGCGGCACUGCACAUGUGCGCAUUUGCCGUGGCCUACUUCGUUAUGUUGUUGGCUAUGUAUUACAACGGAUACUUCAUCAUUUGCAUUUUCAUUGGUGCAUAUCUGGGCUACUUCAUCUUUGGAUGGGAAAGCUUCAACCUCAGCAGUGGCGGCGAUGACCGUAUGCAGGAGAACGCUACGGUCUGUUGCGGAUAA
Molecule: messenger RNA, 699 nt
Organism: Alternaria postmessia
Lineage: Eukaryota; Fungi; Ascomycota; Dothideomycetes; Pleosporales; Pleosporaceae
Exons: 2
Coding region: 1-699 (232 amino acids)
Biological process (GO): copper ion transmembrane transport
Cellular component (GO): membrane
Molecular function (GO): copper ion transmembrane transporter activity
Source: RefSeq, a predicted model, not a curated record